UCUUCUGACCAGGUUGUUGCUGAAUUAGAAUGGACUGCUGAAGUUAUAAAAAAUGUAACUGGUGUCAGACCAAUAUACAUGCGUCCACCAUUUGGUGAUUAUGAUGAUCGUAUACGUGAUAUAUGCGCUCAACUCGGUUAUAAAGUUGUUAUAUGGGAUAAAGAUUCUGCCGAUUGGCAUUUCAAUGAUACAGGUUUUCAAACUUCAUGGAUCGCUUCAAAUUUCUCCAGUUGGAUGAAUGAAACUUCUACUACUGGUCAUAUUUCUCUUGAACAUGAUUUAUAUGAAGUAACUGCUGCUCAAGCCCCAGCAGUGGUUGAUAUUCUUUUAAAAGCUAAACGUAAUGUUAAACCAGUUGCCGAUUGUUUAGGUUUCCCUGGAAUAUUUUAUAACAGUAGUAAACCUCCUGUUGCUACCACCGCCUCCCAGGUCCCUCCUACUAAAGCUGCUUCAUCUUCAGAAAAAACUAGCUCUAGUAGUAGUAGCAGCAGCAGUAAUUCUCAAAUUCCUACAAAAUCUUCUGCUACAUUGAAUUUCGAUUAUUAUAAUUCUUGGUUAUUUAUUUGCAUUAACUUCUUUUUAGCAUUUGGUCUUAAUAAUUUUUAUCUUAUUUAA
Molecule: messenger RNA, 615 nt
Organism: Racocetra fulgida
Lineage: Eukaryota; Fungi; Glomeromycota; Glomeromycetes; Diversisporales; Gigasporaceae
Source: the annotation of a GenBank genome assembly